Molecule: messenger RNA, 3114 nt
Organism: Amoebophrya sp. A120
Lineage: Eukaryota; Dinophyceae; Syndiniales; Amoebophryaceae
Source: the annotation of a GenBank genome assembly
AGUAGCGUACUGUCUUGGAAAUCCUAGAAACUUCGCUAGACCUUGCGUCCACAAUCAUCACCAGAAAAUGAAUGUGGUUCAGUUCACCACCGCAACAGCGCAGCCGGCGCAGAUUUUGGUUCUGCAAGCCCCGCCCCCAACGCUGUUAUGCGAGGACAAUGCCACAGCUCCGGUGGUGACAAAGCAGGAGCAAGACCAAACCUCUGAAGACCCGCCUGCUUCCCCCAUCACGACCAAGUCCACCGGGCGCGUUGGCGGGAUCCUCGCGCGUGCGAAGGGGCAAAAAGCAGAAAGCACCAACACGCCAACGGCGACGCCAAAAAGCACCGGGCGGGUCGGUGGUCUCGUCGCGCGGGCGAAGCGUGCGGGGGUUGGUGCUACUUCAAGUGCGGCGGCGCGUGCGAAGCAGGUGAAGGGGAUUUUCCUGGCGCCCGUGUCGUCCAGUUUUCAGAAAACGGAGACUAGUCACACCACCGCCUCGCCGCCGGCCAAACCGGUGAAGAUGAUGAAAAGGGGUCGCACCCGCGUUUUGCGGGAAAUCGACAAUUUUUGGAAUUUGAUCCAAGUCGAAGGGGCGGUCGAGAAUCCGGGCGACCCCGCACCGCGGGCGCAAUACAACACUCCCCCGGCCACACUCAUCUUUGUGCUCAUCCCGCUGUUUUGGCCGCUGUUGGGGCCGAUGGUGAUGCGCGUCCGCGCUUUGCAGAACGCGCUGCCCAUGUAUCCCACAGAAAAAAGCAGGCAGGUCAUAUUUGUAACGCGAAAAUCGAUAAUUGUAUAUAGAAAAGAACUUGAGCUGCGGAUCCUAAACAUCAUGCUAUGUGGCUGCCCAUGAUAGAUUUUUCUGUGUCUUUAAUUUUGCAUUACCCUGCCACCUUUUUUCUGCGGGAUACCAGGGACGCAAUGCUCUGUGACCAGGCGGACUUGGAGCUGGUGUACAAGGCGCUGCGGGGGACGUGGUUUCUCGAGAGCGAGCGCGGUCCUGGGGCCGGCUACUACGGGGCAAUCAGACCAACUGUUACCCUCACCAUCAACGGAGUGACGGCGGAGCGCCAGGCCGAGUUAUGUUAGAAAAAAAACCGUCUGAGUGGUCCCAAACUUUUGCACACUGAGCAACUCACACUUGUUGCCGAAUUUAAGAGACGAGAUCUGUGAUGCAUAGAUGAAAGCUGACUUGGUUCUUGCAUGUCGAGUAUGUUGACCCCAGAAAACGUGCCUACUGCUGUUACGAGUUUAGACCACUUCUGAGACAGUUUUUUCUUACGAUGGCAGUUUCUCAUGGAGAAUGGCCCUGUGCGCGGACCUAAGCGCGCUCAAUUUUUCCAAUUUGCCAGGGCUGCGUCCGUAUCAAAUGGAAAUAUGAGUUGUUGCCUAGGUCUGGAAGAACUACCAAAGGUGAUCAUGAGUUGUCACAAAGAAAGAUGAUGUGGCUCAAAAGGACACGCACGGUGCCUCAAUCCACAGCCGCACAUGCACGAUCUUUGUUUUGCAGAUUGCGAAACAAGAAGUGGAGCCUUGUUGCGACAGAGUUUGUUCGACUCACGCCAAUGAAGCAUGAGGAGUGCAGCAAUCUUCCAGACCGGACACAUCCGUUUGCAAUGCAUAAUCGAAGCCGAAUGUGCUCUUCACCGAUGCCUUCGGUUCGCAUCUGCUCACGAAGAUAGAUGCGGCGAAUCCGAGUCCCGUCGAAAUCGAGCUCGCUACGAAUGUAUGCAUUGCAAAUAUGUCUCAACCUGGGAGACCUCAGCAUGCUGCGGAAUGCAUAUCGCUGGUUCUUUUGCGCGUCUUCGAAACUCUGUCACGCUUCUUGCCUGAGUGUUCUGUGCUGUUUUUUUUUUGCAUUUGUCAUUGAUUUCGAUAGACAAACACGGCAAUUUUCCAGGGCUAGACAUAGUUGCAUUUGAUAGAGCUCGUUAAUGGCCAGCGGGGAUCAAACGACGUUUUCGAAAUGGGUUCGCAAGAAUCCGAACGCAGCUUCGUAAGAAGCGGGGAUGAGUCUUCGAACUUUUUUACUUUCGAAAGGCAAAAAAUUUCUCAUUUUGCUCUGAGAGGCGCUUUUGCUUCUUUAGAAGUGAUUGUUUGAAUUAAGGCGUUUUUCCAUGAUGAGAUGAGCAACCCUUCUUGGGCUUGUUUGGACCAAUCGCGUCCUGCUACUGAGGUUUUCGUUAACAUAGGAAAGGAAAAUGCAGAUGAAAGGCGAAGUAUACCAAUCUGACUUUUUUGAAUGAAGCCGGAUUCAAGGUGAAUAUUGACGAUUUCCACUUUUUACUGAAACAUGCCUAUAUUCAUAAGGUGUUUCGUGUCACGCGCUGCACGCCCUGUUAGCAUCGUGUCAACGUUCAUCGUGCAAGACGAGCCACCGUGUCAAUGUACAAAAGUUUUUGAAGACUCUUUCGCUGCUUUACUUGUGUGACAUAAAUGUGUCCGCAAGCAAGUUUCGCUGCUUCGGUAGAUUUUAUUUUUUUUGCUAAAAAACAUAAAUCAUGUGCUUCUGUUAGGAUUUCCUAGCGCUAGCAUAAAAUGCAAAUAGCUGGGGAGUCCUCGGCUUUCUAAAUGUAAAUGCUUGUCUUUUCACAACUACGUGUCACCUCUUCUCGGGACGCAGUCCCAAUGAAUCCGUGUGAUUUGUAAGAACUGGUAUAUUUUCAAUGUUUUUCAGCACGCUAUGGAUUUUGUUUUUUUCAGUAGCAUAAGCAUUUGCAUCGUCAACUAACAUAAAGGACUGCUUCAAAAGCGCAUACACGUUUCCAUAUACAGCAUCUACCCUUUUUGGUAGAAGAUCAAAUCCUCCGAACGAAUCUCGCGCAUACCGACUUGAAGAUUGACAACUGCUUGAUUUGGUCGUGCAUCAUGAAAAAUUGACAUCGGUACUGCAUUUUACCCGCGGCGGAAGGAAGUUGUCGGAGACGAUGGUGUGUGCCUUUAUGCGUGGUGAUUUUCUUGUUCUCGCUCAAGCAACAGCGGGACGGGUGUGGUGGCACGAGGGAGCGCUUCAAAACAUGGCAGCAAGGUAUACGAGGUUUGUAAAUGACUUGUGCUUCAGGUUGAGGUUUGCGUGUCAUAGCCAGAAGAAAACACUCGAGCGGAUUCAAAUUGACGUGGUUACAAAGCGAG